AUGUCGCUCUCCACAAGCUCGUCACAGCAAGCCACAGCAAGCCAAACGACUAUGUCAAUGACUCAAAAGCUCCGAGGCGUAGCCAGCAAGAUCUUCCAAAAGAUGAAGCUUCCCAAGAGCAAAGAGGAUAGAAAUUUCGAGGAACUCGGUUCCACCGAAAUAGAAGUGGCGAGGUCUGCGACCUUCAUACGUCCAACAGCGGCCCCUCAAAUUGUCGACCUCCAGGCGAUAAGGCAAAACAUCCGUCCACAACCUGCACGUAUAUACACGCAUGAUUCUAUGGUGCCGCGCUCUCAAGCAAAUCUCAACAGCCCUGAGCUUCACCUUCAGAGAUCCUUUGAGACGAUGCACUCGCCGACAGAGACGGGCACGCCGCUACGUAGGAAUCCGCAGCAAGUCUUCGUGUUUGAAGCGACGUCUGACCACUCGGCUACGGCUGCCUUGGACGACAUCGUGGAUUACGCAGAUUAUGAAAAACUUGAUGACGAUGACUCGGACCUGGAUUGGAGCCUGCUAGAUCUCCCAGAAAAUGUCUACGGCAGACUGGCAAAUGAGAGCCGCAAUAGCCUGAUAUAG
Molecule: messenger RNA, 576 nt
Organism: Letharia columbiana
Lineage: Eukaryota; Fungi; Ascomycota; Lecanoromycetes; Lecanorales; Parmeliaceae
Exons: 1
Coding region: 1-576 (191 amino acids)
Source: RefSeq, a predicted model, not a curated record